This is a messenger RNA of Microcebus murinus (gray mouse lemur), 1680 nucleotides long. It is a transcript of the gene ZPBP, whose product is annotated as zona pellucida binding protein. The record is from RefSeq and is a predicted model, not a curated record. NCBI's taxonomy places the organism in Eukaryota, Metazoa, Chordata, Mammalia, Primates, Cheirogaleidae. Gene Ontology annotation, cellular component: acrosomal vesicle; zona pellucida receptor complex; extracellular region. Gene Ontology annotation, biological process: acrosome assembly; binding of sperm to zona pellucida.
AGUGACGGUGUUGUCCCGAAGGCCCAGUGACCUCUCAGCACAGCUAGCAAGUGUUCCUCUCUUUAGCAGCGUGGAGAUAAAGACCUUCCACGAGCGGACCGCUCCGGCGGAAGUGCCGGGGCGUCCGUCCGGUCCGUGGUCCGUCCUUCCGUUCCACCGCCCGCCAACAUCCGGCGGCGGGUGGGCGCGCGCAGGGUAACGUCCUUUUGCGCGGACACUCGGCAGGCGGCGGCGGCGUGUGGAUGGAGGCGUCGGCCGCCGGCCGGGCGCGGCGGGGCUGGCGGCGGGCCCGGGACGCGGGCUCCUCGCUAUCCCGGGCCGCUGUCCUCCUCUUUCUCUCCGCCUUCCUUGUGCGGGCGCCCCCGUCAGUUGGAUAUUUGGUUCGAUUACCAAGAGCUUUUCGCUUGACCCAAGAUGCAGUGAAAAUAGUGGGAUCAUCAAGUUUUCCAGUGAAAGUAUAUGUCAUGGUCCGUCAAAGGAGCCCACAUGUGUUAUGUGUAACUCAACGACUGCGAAAUGCUGAACUGAUAGACCCAGCAUUCCAAUGGCAAGGGCCAAAAGGAAAAAUUGUGUCAGAAAACAGCACUGCACAGAUAACAUCCACAGGAAGCCUUGUAUUCCAGAACUUUGAGGAGAGUAUGAGUGGCGUUUACACAUGUUUCCUUGAGUAUAAACCUUCUGUGGAAGAAGUGGUUAAAAAUCUUCAACUAAAAUAUAUUAUAUAUGCGUAUCGUGAGCCUCAUUAUUAUUACCAGUUCACAGCUCGAUAUCAUGCAGCUCCCUGCAAUAGUAUCUAUAAUAUUUCUUUUGAGAAGAAACUUCUUCAGAUUUUAAGCAAAUUGGUUCUUGACCUUUCAUGUGAAAUUUCCUUACUUAAGUCUGAAUGUCAUCAUGUUAAAAUGCAGAGAGCUGGUUUACAAAAUGAAUUGUUCUUUACAUUUUCAGUUUCAUCUCUAGACACUGAAAAAGGACCCAAGCCAUGCACAGAACAUAAUUGUGAUUCUUCCAACAGACUAUCUAAGGCUAAAAAUCUCAUAGAGAGAUUUUUUAAUCAACAAGUAGAAGUUCUUGGCAGACGUGCGGAGCCAUUGCCUGAAAUAUACUAUAUUGAAGGUACUCUCCAAAUGGUUUGGAUUAAUCGUUGUUUUCCUGGUUAUGGAAUGAAUAUCCUGCAACAUCCAAAAUGUCCUGAGUGCUGUGUGAUCUGCAGCCCUGGAUCAUAUAACCCCCGUGAUGGAAUUCACUGCCUUCAAUGCAAUAGCAGCAUGGUGUAUGGAGCAAAAGCAUGCUUAUAGGCUAAUAUCUUAAAUUAUUCAGUGGUUUAUUAAACACAAAAGUAUAUUUUUGAAAUAUUAGUAUAUAAUAAAUCACUAUUAUGUAUUAUGCCAAAAUUAAAUAUACCAGAUUUUACAAAAAGUGGUGUCAUCAUUUUAAUCAAAUACUGUAUUUCCAAAUGCUUUAUGAGGGUUAACAUCCUGUAAUACUUAUGAUUAAUCAAAAAGAAUAAAACAUAAUCACAACUUUUAUUUCAUUUCCUUCACUACUAUUAUAUGACAGAUAUUACUUUAAACACCACUAAUACUUAUGCUCUCUCACAUUGAGAUGUUAUAUUUGAAUAUGAGAAAUUACCAAAAAUUUAAAAAUUUAAAUGCCAAGACAAUACAUGAGGAAUUUACAAAU